AUGUUCUCACCCCUUGUUCUUGUUGGGCAUGGCAAAAGAACCAAAUUGCACAUUAUCACCAUUCUGCCCAUGACAUCAGCCAUUGCUAUGGGCAUGAAGCCCGAUCCCUGGCAUACAGCUACUCUCUUCAAAUCAUGCGCUAGAAGAACAAUCAUGUGCAAUGUGGUUCAUGUAGCCUCCGUCUGCACGAUCGUCCCAGUGAUUCCAACGCGCCAGCCUUGUACUCUCUGGCUUUGCAACUUUCAGAUCCAGCUCCUGUCCGAGAACUAUCUCAAGCAAGUCUACUAUUUCCCAGAAGCAGUGGAUUCGUCACCAGGCUCCUUCGAUCGAUUGGUGACGAGCUUAAAAGUAUCCUUGUCUCAGGUUCUCGUUCCAUACUACCCAAUAGCAGGGAGGCCCCGGAUCGCCGGUCUCGACCGCCCGGUUCUCGAGUGCAACGACCAAGGCGUCGAAUUUGUGGUGGCAUUUGCCAAUGCGAGCUUCCACGACUGGGGCGAUUCCAUGAAGCACUGCUCAAUCGAGCAUGAGCUCAACCCGGCACAGACCGAGAUCACGGAUCACGAGAACUUCCCACAGCUCAAAGUCCAGGUCACCAAGUUCCGGUGUGGUGGGAUCGCCCUCGGCCUCGUCACCACCCACAUUGUCACCGACGGCUCGUCCAUCUUUGCGUUCUUCAAGGCCUGGUCGGAUAUCCAUCAGGGAUUGCCACCGCCGAAUCCACCGCCAUCAUUCGACUCCAGCAUCCUCAGGGCCCGAGAUCCCCCCAGCAUCAAGAUGCCCAUCCGGGACUACGUCGCGGUGGCACCGUCCCUGGCCCAGGAUCACAGUGGAAAGUCCGGGGAGGAUAUCUCUCCCAAAUACCACGUCCGGGCAUUCCACAUGAGCGAGCUCCAGCUCUCGCAUCUUAGGCACGAGAUCGCAUCCGGCCCAUUCUCCUACGGCAGCUUCCCGACAUCCUUCGAGGCCGCCGCGGCGCUCGUCUGGAAAUCCAUCACCGAGGCGCGGGAUCUCGUCGACACCGCCAUCGCCACAUUCGUCUACUCGGGCUCCGCCAAGGCCGGCAAGAACCGGCGGCAUCCCCCAAUCCCGGACGAGUACUGCGGCACCUCCGCCAUGACCCUCGUCCUCCCGUGUCCGGCGCGCGACCUCAAGAAUAAGCACAUCUCCUUGGCCGCUCGCCUCGUCCACGACGACAUCCGGGCCAUCACCCACGAGCGAUUCCAAUCCACCAUUGACUGGAUGGAGCUGGAAGGAAUCGGCAGCCCCGGGCGCAAGGAGAUCGCGGUCAACAUGAGGGCCGAGAUGGCGGUCUACUCCGUUGACCUGGUCACCUUCCCCGUCUACGACGUUGACUUUGGGUGGGGGCGGCCCGCCCACUUCUCGCUGGUGCUGGAGCCGUGGUAUGGCAACGGGGUGGUGGUGUUUCUUCCCACUGCCCAGGGAGGGACGCGAGAGCGCCGCAUUGUGGUCAUGCUCCUCGAGGAUGAAAUGAAGAGGUUGCUGCGAAGUGAGCUCCUCGCCAAGUUCGCCACCUUGGAAUGAAGGGUUCUCGUAGAGAUUCGAGGCAAAGCAAGUAAAUUCGUUUCAACGAUCGUUUCAUCGAUCGGAACAGAGUAGAUACAAGAAUCUCGGAUUCUCGAGCAAAACAAGAAUGCGAUCCGAGAGGGAGAGAAACUAAGAACGAGUGUCGAUCCGUCCGUGAGAGAGGAAAGAAAGGACAGAGGCCAUCGUCAAGGAGAGUGAGAGGACUCGGCGGCACGAGCGGUGCACAUCCUGGAACACGGAACCCUCAUGAAGGCUUGGCUCGUCCGGGACGGCACCUCCUUUCCCUUGCCAAGCUCCGGCAGCGGGAGCUUGGGCUUGGAUCGAUGAGCAUCGUUGCCGGUGGGGGCGGGCUCUCCAGAUCUUGGCACCUAUGAAGGAAAAGAAUCACAUUUUCGUUC
This is a messenger RNA of Selaginella moellendorffii, 1943 nucleotides long. RefSeq names its product shikimate O-hydroxycinnamoyltransferase. Bases 1 to 1542 code for a protein of 513 amino acids. The transcript is spliced from 3 exons. Gene Ontology annotation, molecular function: acyltransferase activity, transferring groups other than amino-acyl groups. NCBI's taxonomy places the organism in Eukaryota, Viridiplantae, Streptophyta, Lycopodiopsida, Selaginellales, Selaginellaceae. The record is from RefSeq and is a predicted model, not a curated record.